UUGAAACCAGUUUGUCAGAGCUCCUCCUCAAUCGCCGGAUAGAGUAGUAGGCUAACAUAAUUUUGCUCAAUGAGAGCAAGAGGACACGAGAGGAUACUAAAUUUUGACCUGGCGCUCUACCCUUGACGUUCUAUUUGCCUCUAUAUACGACUAAUAUGAAGACAUCGUUUGGGAAGCCAGACCCUGGAAAGCUUCUGGAAUCCUGUGUUGUUUGAAGCCCAAGACAGCACCAUGCAUUGUGUCUGGUGAAAACCAGCCAAUCCAUUUCUAUACCCAACUAUUGAAAGUAUAGACACACACAGCACAUCGAUGGGUUUGGACCAACCCUGCCUAGAUACAGUGGUACAAAGGCCCUUUAUGGGUACAACGUAUAAGAUGCAUGGUCACCAGAACCUGCGUAGGAAGCUGAGGCCCACACGUAUCUUGGGUUUUGUGUUCAGCCUAGUAGCCAUAAGUGCUUUUUCCUUUUCCUUCAGUGCCUUGACCUGGGAUUCAGAGUCCCCCUUGGAAAUGCCUCUGCCCCAGGAGGCCAUUCUUCAGUCUGGCCCAGCUCCCCACAGGACUCUACUUUCCACUCAGCACCAGAGGGACCCAAACAUCUCAGCUGACAUGCCUGUGGCCAUGAGGUCUUCAGUGGAUGGCAAUGAGAGCCAGGGGGACUACCCCACAGACCUGUUCACUCUGGAGGAGAGGCGCCAGGGUGCUGUGGUGCUCCACAUGUUCGGGAUGCUGUACAUGUUCAUCUCUUUAGCCAUUGUUUGCGAUGAGUUCUUUGUACCCGCUCUGACAGUUAUCACAGAGAAGCUGGCCAUCUCUGAUGAUGUGGCGGGGGCCACCUUUAUGGCGGCAGGUGGGUCAGCGCCUGAGCUCUUCACUUCAGUCAUUGGUGUAUUUAUCUCUCACAGCAAUGUUGGCAUUGGGACCAUUGUGGGCUCAGCUGUCUUCAACAUCCUCUUUGUCAUUGGAAUGUGCGCCAUCUUCUCCAGGGAGAUCCUUAAUCUGACUUGGUGGCCCCUGUUCCGUGACGUGUCUUUCUACAUAAUGGACCUGAUCAUGCUCAUCUGUUUCUUCCUGGAUAACUACAUCUCCUACUGGGAAAGUAUUGCAUUGCUGUCAGCCUAUGCGGCCUAUGUGAUCUUUAUGAAAUUCAACAGCAAUGUGGAGGGCUUUGUGAAAGGCUGCAUGAACAAGAAUCAAGUGGUUGAGGUGGAGGUUCAGCCCAAGGCUGUUAGUCCCGUGGCACCAGAGGAUGAGAGCAAGCUGUCGGCUAGACCAAGGCUCCAGAGAGGUGGCAGCUCAGCCUCCCUACACAACAGCCUGAUGAGAAACAGCAUUUUUCAGCUUAUGAUCCACACGUUGGACCCUCUAAGUGAAGAAUUUGCUGAUUCUGAACUUGGGACUUAUGGAAAGCUAAAAUAUUAUCACACAAUGACAGAGGAAGGAAAAUUCAGAGAGAAGGCAUCCAUCCUUCACAAGAUUGCCAAAAAGAAAUGCCAAGUAGAGGACAGUGAGAAGGCCAACGGAGUAGCCAGCCGCUCAGAAAUUGAGACUCAUCAGACCAGGCAACAUUCUUCCAGUCUUCAACUGUCCAAUUUUGAUAAGAACCUGCCAAACAGCUCAAAUGUUGAAGUAGAAGUCACACCACCGAUGAAUGGAACUGCAGGACAAGAGGGGGAAGCUCCGGCUGAGGACGAGGAGGAUGAGGACCAGCCUUUGAGCCUGUCCUGGCCAGAUACCAUGCGCAAACGUUUUACCUACCUCUUAAUCAUGCCCAUCGUCUUUCCACUGUGGCUAACACUGCCCGAUGUCAGGAAACCAACUGCAAAAAAGUUCUUUCCCAUCUCAUUUCUGGGUUCUAUCUGUUGGAUUGCUGGCUUCUCCUACUUAAUGGUGUGGUGGGCUCACCAGGUUGGAGAGACCAUUGGGAUAACAGAAGAAAUUAUGGGCUUGACUAUAUUAGCAGCUGGUACCUCUAUCCCUGACCUAAUCACAAGUGUCAUAGUAGCACGGAAAGGCCUGGGGGACAUGGCCGUGUCCAGUUCAGUGGGCUCCAACAUCUUUGACAUCACUGUUGGCCUACCGUUCCCGUGGCUUCUCUGGUCCAUCAUCAACAAAAUGCAGCCUGUGGCAGUAAGCUCUAACGGGCUGUUCUGCGCCAUUGUGCUGCUCUUCCUGAUGCUCCUGUUUGUUAUCAUCUCAAUCGCCGCCUGCAAGUGGCGGAUGAGCAAACUGCUAGGCUUCAUCAUGUUUGUGCUCUACUUGGUGUUCCUGGUGGUCAGCGUAAUGCUGGAAGACAAGAUCAUUGCCUGCCCUAUAUCCAUCUGAGACCCAUGUCUCUCCCACCCCUGGCACAAAACAUUUACUCCCUAAUAUAAGAUUAAACAAGAAUGGGGAGGGUGAUCAAGAGGAUGAAAGACUACAGAUUUUUUUUUUUUUUACAUCCAAAAAAAUAAAGGCUUAUAACAUGGCUUUGCCUAAUUAAUUGGAUGGCUAAACCUGAGUGGAAGACCUAGAUAAUUGAUAUGAUAUAUAGUUUUUAAUAUUAUUAACAUUCACAUUUCAUUUAUUUUGAGGGGAUAGACAUGUAGAAUAUGGAGGGUUGUUGUUUUUUAGGAUGAAGGGGUGGGUGUAUUAUCCAGGUAGAGAAGCAGCUAUGCCAUCUUAUGCAUAACACUUUUACUUGAUCAGUGGAUUCUGGACUCUUCCUAGUAGAUUGAGGAGGCUGACCUAAUGUAGACUUUGAGGUCAGGAAGUACACAAAAAGCUUAUGACGAACGUAUGCAAACUGAGCUUAGCCCAAAAGACCAGAGAUGCAACAAUAUUGUUCCCUAUUUCAGGACUGAUUCUCAGAACUUUUCUAAUCAGAAUUCGGCUAAACUGAACUUCACAGACUGACCGGAUGACAUCACAUACUCAAGUAUGUAUUGUUCUAGUGAGUGUGAUGACAAACAACCCUUGGAAGAGCGAAUGUGGCUGAUGCUUCACAAGGCUUGGAUUCACUUAAGACUAAAGUAUGGUUUUGAGCCAUGAACAAGUCCUCUGUUGUGAACAUAGUGACCGAGCAUCAUAAGAAGAAGCGGUCCAAGGCAGUUUUGCAUGCAGAGCUGGAGAUAACAAUAGAUUUUUGCUGUACAAGUCUGUACAAAAGACUAAAGUUCACAUUUUCCCGGCCACUUUCCAGAUGUCAUUGCUCCCAAUGUCUCAUCAGAAGAUUAAUGUCAUUUUUUUAGUACUGUAGCACUGUACUGUAGCAGUAAUAUGUACUGUUGGUGUUGGAUCUAGACUCAUCUUGGGUCAUGGUCAGCCUAUGUAUUAUCCUCACUUCUCUACCUGUCAUUGGACAUAAGAAUUCAUAUUGUACAGAGCUUGCCAUGCAUUACACACCAAAUGGUAAAGUAAAAAUAGAAAAUAUUUAUUUGGAACCCAGUUUAAUUGAUGGCAGACAAAGGAGAAACAUCACAAAGUCUGAUUCAAUGUUAACGCUGCAAUGUACAGUAUGGACAUGUAUCCAUUGACUACAGACCAGAUUCAGAGUUGAGAGAACCAAAUGCAACUAAAACUUUUGGAUAAAUCCUUUAUUUUGAUCUCAACUUAGAAAUUCGGCAACUGUCUGCAAGGAUGAAAGUGACUGCGGAUGUGCCUGUUUUGAUACAUUUAACACUUCUGACAUUGGGUAAACAUUCUAUGGGGCAACACAUGGAAGUUUUCCUUUAUCUGCAGUUGAUCAAAUUGGCCUUACAUAUAGACUCUCAAAAUAUAUAAACACUUACAAUAUUCAUUACUCUGAAUAAGCAAAGCAUGUGUAGACUCAGAUAGGACACUCAUAACCAAUGUGUAAAUGUCGAAAUACGGUGGUAGAUAGAUGCCAUUUAAUGUUUGAAAGAGUCAUUCAAUGGUCUAUUUAGGUUAGUUACUGUUUAGCACACUCUUGAAAUUUACACUGGAUUAUUCAGACUCCUAGAGAAGCAUAUAGGAGUAAAAUGCAUGAUAAAAUAUAAAAGGCUGAAUAUUCUUGUUAUCCCUGUGAGAAUUUUCUCAAAAAAGAAAACAUUCUCAAAUAUAUUAUAAAUUAUAUUUAUUUGACACAAGUGUGUUAGGCUUCUAUGUACAAAAUGUCAAAAAUAUCUAUAGUUAAUAUCUAUCAAUCUUGUGCAACUUAUUUUCAAUUGAAGGUUGCUUUUGUCUGCAUGUGUGCAGUAUACAUUGCCAUCAUAAAAUUUGAAUUUUAACGAAAAGGUAUACAGGUAUAAUAAACAUAUUAUGGUUAUUUUGGCAGUUUUUACAGCAAUCUGAAAUGUACACACUUAAUAUUAUGGAAUUAUUUAUUUGGUUAAAAAUUCUCAUAUAAUCAUUUUCACAGUCACCCAUACGCUAAACGGAACAUGGACCUCACAGAACUCACAGCAAUAUAUCCUAAAUGUACUGUAUAUCAGGGUUUGGGUCAAUUCUGAGGUAUUGUAUUUUUAAGGGUGAGUGAAAAUACACUCAUUUAAUCAUUAAAAUGGUGAAGAAUCUGAUGAAGAAUACAUACAGAAGAAGCAUUCAGUAAGACUAAGAAUUACGUGUUUGGCCAUCACAAUUGUGCAUGUGUGCUCUCUAUACAUGGUGUAACCAGUUGCCCAUUUAUUCUAAUUCGAUUUUACAAUCUUAUUGGCCACAUCCCCUUUGAAGUCCUACAUUUAUUCAUUAACAUAUGGUUGUUUUUUUUUUACCUCUUCUAUUCUUUCUAAAAUACCAGAAUGCAUUAGUUUGAAUCUUCCAGAAUGUAAGUUACAGUAUCAACAUCACUUGACAAAAAUUAAACAAUAAUCUUUUAGACUGGAACCAAAUAUCUUCAAAUAGCAAUAACACUACUUGAAAAGGUAUCUGUAUUCUUUGUUGUUGUUUGUUAAUAGUCAUAAUAAUUUCCAGUGUGCCAUGUCCAAUACAAAAUUUAAAUGAAUGGGUUAAAUUGCAUAGACUCCAAAACUGCUACCUUGACCCAAACCCUGGUUUUAUUAUGUUCAUGUAUUUCACUGAUUUACUUGUCUUUUGUGACUUCACUAUACAGACACAUUUAGAAACAAUUUCUCCAGAAAUCCUCUGAAAUUGCUAAUUUUUUGAGAACUGGCCAGAAACACCUGCAUUACCUCAGUUCUUUGCAAGAACUUACUGUAGAAUAUGAACAGCUAAAUAAUGUGAAUGCACAGGGAAAUGCAUUUGAGGAAUUUGGGCUGUUUACCAAUGGGUGGCAUAUAUUCAAUGGAAUAAUGUACGUAAAUCUUUUGCAGAACUUACAGUAUAUUGUUACUCAUUACACGUUUUUGUAAAUAGAAAAUACAUGCUUUUAUAAGAUUCCUGAUUUGAAUCAAUCUAAGACAGAACAGCAUGGUUCAUGUUUGUAUUGUAUUACACAUUUAUUGUUUUAAUGGCAGCAACAAUAUUUAUUACAUUAUUAAGCUUGUUCUCAUAUUUAGAUAGUACUUAAAAAAUAAAAACAUUAAGCCACCACCAUUCACUUCAAAAAUUUACUUUUAUCAUAAUUGAUUUGUUUUCUGUAUACCUCCCCUGUGUUUACCUCAUUCAUUCAUUGUAUUUCUUACAAAAAAAAGAGAGCUUUAGAUACCACAUUGCCUCCUUAUAGUUAAAAAGAUACUACAUUAUACUAAGCUUUACAUUUAUUUGUUUAUUACCACAACCUGUCUUUUUAGUGAAGGCGCCUAUGUCAAAAGGAAGAUCAAGCUGUCACUCCUAAUUAACCAUUUCCUCUCUCCUACACCCAUGCACACAUAAAAAUACAAGUUAGGCAGCCAAGAUGGACAGCAAGUUUUGAGCAUAAGAUAACAGAUGUUUUCCAUGCACACUUUUUUCUCCAUAUUUGCUACUGUGGUCAUUGUACUAUUCUCUAGUAGAAUCCACACAAAAGACCAACUGUGGCUAUAAUACCUUAUAAUACAAUUGUCAGAAGGAUUGUGUAAUUGAGUCCCUUCCAACCACAUGCAUUAUUCUUGCCUCAUCCUGAACUACUUGUUCUUACCCUACUUCCUCUUAGGUGCAGGUAAAUUGCUUGAGUUCACAGAUUCACAACCUUAGCAAAACUGCUAGUUUAUGGUGCACUUGUAUUAUUCAUUUAGCUUCAGUUUUACUGCUUCCCUCAGUGGCUUUUAUGUCUGGUGUCAAAGGUGCCGUAUGCAUUAAGAAUUUUGAAAGGCUACUGUAUGAAGAAUCUUGUUAGGAGCAAAGGCACUGUUUCCAAAGUUACAUGGUGUACUUGUGUGCAAGAAUGGAUGUUGAGAAAAAAUGCUAAGACAAUCUGUUUAGCAUAAAAUAAUUACAUUGAUUGCAGAUUGUAGGUAAUGAGUCAACCACUAAUACAAAUUUUUGCACUGUAAA
This is a messenger RNA of Esox lucius (northern pike), 6372 nucleotides long. RefSeq names its product sodium/potassium/calcium exchanger 2. Lineage: Eukaryota; Metazoa; Chordata; Actinopteri; Esociformes; Esocidae. The record is from RefSeq and is a predicted model, not a curated record. Gene Ontology annotation, biological process: long-term synaptic depression; long-term synaptic potentiation; intracellular calcium ion homeostasis. The transcript is spliced from 13 exons. Gene Ontology annotation, cellular component: membrane. The coding region runs from base 310 to 2325 and encodes 671 amino acids. Gene Ontology annotation, molecular function: calcium channel activity; calcium, potassium:sodium antiporter activity.